AUGCCUAAAGAUAAACAAUCAUUGUCUACACGACUUAAAUCUUUAAUUUCUGAGUUUGGUGAAGAUGUGUUUUCCAUAGAUAAUGUUGUUUUAUUUUGUAAACAUUGCGAAGUUAAAGUUGAUCCCGAAGGACGAUCCAGUAUUACACAACACAUAAGAACAGAAAAACAUCGUCGCGCUAUAGAUCGUCAAUUAAAUCAAAAAACUCAAAACAGCCAACAACUAUUAACAAAUCUAACGUCGAAAAAAUCAACUUUUAAUAUGGAUUUAUGCAGAACAUUGAUAUCAGCUAAUAUACCACUGAACAAGUUACAAAAUACAGAGUUUCGUAAAUUUUUACAGUUAUACACCUAA
Messenger RNA from Acyrthosiphon pisum (pea aphid), 354 nucleotides. Its product is annotated as CGG triplet repeat-binding protein 1-like. The coding region runs from base 1 to 354 and encodes 117 amino acids. Gene Ontology annotation, biological process: regulation of transcription by RNA polymerase II. Lineage: Eukaryota; Metazoa; Arthropoda; Insecta; Hemiptera; Aphididae. The transcript has a single exon. Gene Ontology annotation, cellular component: nucleus. The record is from RefSeq and is a predicted model, not a curated record. Gene Ontology annotation, molecular function: double-stranded DNA binding.